CUGCUUUGCACGCUAAACGCAUGAAAUUCGUGGCAUGCAAUGUUUCUCAUUGGCAUAUUAGCGCGCCGCGGCGGGGACAGUGCCCUCCAUUCAGGAACAAGGUUGAGGAUGACGCUUCAAAACGGGAUCAUUCUUUCUGCCCAAAACUGCUCCGGCUCGGUGGACAACAGGAACACGCUCAGAUGGGAUUUAACACCAGAAGAAAUCAAGGAAAGGACUGAGAAUUUGAUCCGAAGAGUCAAGCAAAUCUAUGAUUUAGUUGGAUCACUGGAUAUUGAGAGAGUUUCGUUUGAGAACACACUCAAACCUUUAGCAAAUGCAAAAUUAGAUUAUGCCUCGUCACGUCAUAUGCUGGAUUUUCCGCAGUUUGUAUCAACAUGUAAAGAGGUGAGGUCAGCCAGCACAGAAGCAGAUAAGCAUCUGGCUGAUUUUGAUGUGGAAAUGAGUAUGAGAGAAGAUGUGUUUAAGAGACUUCUAGCUCUGCAGGAAAAGGAACAGUGUGACCUUUUACCAGAGUCCAAAAGAUUUAUAGAACGACUUAUUAAACUGGGGAAACGGAAUGGACUGCACUUGCCCAAAAGUGUGCAGGAAGAAAUCAAAUCAGUCUCCAAACAAAUCAGCAAACUUUGCAUUGAUUUCAAUAAAAAUUUGAAUGAAGAUAAUACAACUCUAAUUUUCUCUAAAGAGGAGCUAGGUGGUCUUGCACAGAGCUACUUAAAUGGUUUAGAGAAAACAGAAAAUGGCCAUUAUCGAGUGACCCUAGCAUACCCUCACUAUUACCCAUUGAUGAAGAGGUGUCAUGUCCCAGAGACACGGAAGAAGAUGGAGAAAGCUUUCCAUAGCAGGUGUAAGGAGGAAAACACAGGGAUUCUGGAACAGUUGAUUGAAUUGCGAGGACGAAUGGCAAAGGCUUUGGGGUUUAGAAACCAUGCUGAUUAUGUGCUUGAAAUGAAUAUGGCCAAGACCUCAACCAAUGUAGCAAAAUUUUUAGAUGAGUUCUAUGAGAAAUUGAAACCAGUGGGUCUCAAGGAACGGCAGUACCUGCUGUCACUCAAGCAUGCUGAGUGCCAGAGGAGGGGCUUAGAAUUUGAUGGACAGAUCCAUGCCUGGGACAUGCCGUACUACAUGAACCAGGUGGAGCAAGUGAAGUUUGCUGUGGACAAGGACAAACUGAUUGAGUACUUUCCACUGGAGGUGGUGACUGAAGGCCUCCUUAGCAUCUAUCAGGACCUGCUGGGCCUCACUUUCCAACAGGUGCACGAUGCUCAUGUCUGGCAUGACAGCGUCAAACUUUACUCUGUAUUGGAUCAUGCCACAGGGGAGGAGAUUGGACAGUUUUACCUUGAUUUACAUCCCAGGGAGGGCAAGUAUGGACAUGCUGCGUGCUUUGGGCUCCAACCAGGCUGCCUGGGUCCUGAUGGGAAACGUAGGCUGCCAGUGGCAGCCAUGGUAGCUAAUUUCACCAAACCCACAGGCAGCUGGCCUUCUCUUCUGCAGCACCACGAAGUGGAGACCUUCUUCCAUGAGUUUGGCCAUGUCAUGCAUGAGCUCUGCUCUAGGACGCACUAUGCAGAGUUCAGUGGGACUCUGGUAGAGACAGAUUUUGUGGAGGUGCCAUCUCAGAUGCUGGAGAACUGGGUGUGGGAGAGAGAACCUCUGCGUAGGAUGUCGCGGCACUACAAAGAUGGAAGUCCUAUUCCAAAGAGCCUACUGGAUAAGCUUAUUGCCUCCAGAGUGGCCAAUACUGGUCUAAUGAACCUCAGACAGAUAGUGCUUAGUAGAGUGGACCAAUCACUCCACACACAGGCCAGUGCUGAUAGUGCAGCAGAGUUUGCCAGACUCUGUAAACAUAUACUGGGUGUUCCUGCAACUCCAGGUACAAACAUGACGGCCAGUUUUAGUCAUCUGGCUGGUGGCUAUGAUGGGCAGUAUUAUAGUUACCUAUGGAGUGAAGUCUACUCCAUGGACAUCUUCUUCAGCCGUUUCAAGAAAGAGGGGAUCAUGAACCCUAAGGUGGGUAUGGAAUACCGAAAGGUCAUACUGGAGGCAGGAGGCUCAGUAGAUGGCAUGGAUAUGCUGAAAUCAUUCCUGGGCCGUGAACCACGCCAGGACGCUUUCUUUCAGUGUAAAGGACUGACACAAGCAAAGACUAAACAAAAUUCUGUUUUGUAA
This is a messenger RNA of Chanos chanos (milkfish), 2172 nucleotides long. RefSeq names its product neurolysin (metallopeptidase M3 family) (gene nln). NCBI's taxonomy places the organism in Eukaryota, Metazoa, Chordata, Actinopteri, Gonorynchiformes, Chanidae. The record is from RefSeq and is a predicted model, not a curated record. Gene Ontology annotation, cellular component: mitochondrial intermembrane space. Gene Ontology annotation, biological process: proteolysis; peptide metabolic process. Gene Ontology annotation, molecular function: metalloendopeptidase activity. The transcript is spliced from 13 exons. Bases 40 to 2172 code for a protein of 710 amino acids.